AUGGAUGAUCGGAAACCGCCCAGCCAGGCCAAAGACUGUGAGGUGCCAGCCGACGGGGGUGCGUUUUCGGAAGAGCGGGGUGGCGCGGAAGGAGACCCCCUGAAGCCGCCGGAAGGGGCCCCCACUGCCCAGGAGCCGGAAGCCAAGGAGCCGCCCCAGGCUUGCAGCGCCCUGCCCAGGCGUUGCGCCCUCUGCAACUGCGGCGAGUGGCGCCUGCAUGGGCAGGGGAAGCUCCAGCGUUUCGAGCCGGCGCCCGACUGGACUGAGCGUCUCUCCGGGCUGCCGGCCGGGAGGGGCCCUGGCGAGACUCUGGCCCCUGGGGGCGACCUGUCCCUGAUCGGCUUCGCGGAGGGGGUGUCGCCAGGAGAGCUCUUCGAGCCAACGGGGCACUGCUGGGCCCACCACUGGUGCGCUGCCUGGUCGGCGGGGGUGCAGCGGCAGGCCGGAGCCGGGCUGAGCAACGUGGACAAAGCUGUUUUCUCAGGGAUCUCGCAGAAAUGUGAACACUGUCAGAGGAUGGGUGCUACCAUUCAGUGCCACUCGGAGGGGUGUCCGCGGCACUACCACUUCCCGUGCGCGGCGGCCAGCGGCUCCUUCCAGUCUAUGAAAACCCUCUGGCUCCUGUGCCCGGAGCACGUGAGCGAGGCAGUGCAGAUGGAGGACUCGCGAUGCAUGGUUUGCGACGGGCCGGGGGACCUGCGCGACCUGCUCUUCUGCACCAGCUGCGGGCUGCACUACCACGGCACCUGCCUGGACGUCCCCGUCACGCCGCGCAAGCGCUCUGGCUGGCAGUGUCCCGAGUGCAAAGUCUGCCAAACAUGCAGACAGCCCGGCGCGGACUCCAUGAUGCUGGUGUGCGAGGCCUGUGACAAGGGCUACCACACGUUCUGCUUGAAGCCGGCCAUCGAGAGCCUUCCCACGGACUCCUGGAAGUGCAAGAACUGCCGGGUGUGCUCUGACUGUGGGUCACGGCCGGCGGCGCUCGACCCCGGGUGCCACUGGUAUGAGAACUACUCGGUGUGUGAAGGGUGUCAGCGGCACCGGAACGCAGCGGGAGGCACCGAUGCCGCGCGGCGCUGCCAGAAGCCCUUGCCCCCGGAUGGCAGCGACGUGGCAGGGGGUUCCACCUGCCUGGCGUGUCAAGGGCAGCAGAAGCACCCGCAGCCGGACGGGGCCGUGCCCCAGGAAGAGAUGCCCUCGGGGUGUGAAGCCAAACCACUAGGUCCCGCUCCAGAGGCGGAGGAGCCGGAGGAGGCGCCAGGCCCGGCAGCACCUGCCAAGGACGAGGCGACAGAGCCAACACCCCCCGAGACGGCCCCUGAACCACCAGCCCCGCCCCCAGCCCCCCCAGGCUCCGAGCCGACCAAUGAAGUAGGGCGCUAUUGA
Messenger RNA from Emys orbicularis (European pond turtle), 1386 nucleotides. RefSeq names its product histone-lysine N-methyltransferase 2D-like. Gene Ontology annotation, biological process: positive regulation of transcription by RNA polymerase II. NCBI's taxonomy places the organism in Eukaryota, Metazoa, Chordata, Testudines, Emydidae. The transcript has 11 exons. Gene Ontology annotation, cellular component: MLL3/4 complex. The record is from RefSeq and is a predicted model, not a curated record. The coding region runs from base 1 to 1386 and encodes 461 amino acids. Gene Ontology annotation, molecular function: histone binding; transcription coactivator activity; histone H3K4 methyltransferase activity.